AUGGGACCUCACGAUUCGCCAAUUGAGAUUGAGAUCAGACUUGAUGAUGAAGACACUAGAAAGCAUACGGAGGUGAAAACUGCGCAUGGCAGAAUAGAGAGGGUUCCAAUAUAUAAAGAUGGUGAAUCGGUUAAAGGUGUGGUAACGCUUCGAACUAAGGAGAGCAAGAGGUUAGAUCACCAAGGAGUCAAAGUUGAACUUUUGGGGUCGAUAGAAACAAACAUUGAUGGUUUGGUUUCGUCGAAUUUUCUUUCGUUGGCGACUGAAUUAGCAGCACCUUCUCAAUUAACUCAUCCUGAGUCGUAUCCAUUUGAGUUUAGAAAUGUGGAGAAACAGUAUGAAAGCUACAGAGGCAAAAACGCAAAAUUGCGCUAUUACGUCAAGGUAACAAUGUUGAGGAAAUCAAGCUCAGAAAUAUCGAGAGAGAAGGAAUUAUGGGUAUAUCAGUAUUAUACGAAAUCGAACGAUGAAGCUAGAUCGAGGGAGCUUGGGGGGAACGAACAGGCACUUCAAUCGACACCGAGAAUGAGCAAAGAUGUUCACAGUGUCAAGAUGGAUGUAGGUAUUGAGGAUUGUCUACAUAUAGAGUUUGAGUACUCAAAGUCAAAACUGUCAUUGAAGGACGUCAUUAUUGGUCGCAUUUUCUUUUUAUUGGUGAGGUUGAAAAUAAAGCACAUGGAGUUGUCUUUGAUAAGACGCGAGACUGUUGGAUCGCCGCCAAAUCAAGUGACUGAUAGCGAAACUGUGGUGAGAUUCGAGAUAAUGGACGGAGCUCCUGUUAAAGGUGAAACGAUUCCCAUUAGGUUAUUCUUGAGCGGAUUUGAUUUGACUCCAACUUACAAAGAUGUAAAUAAGAAAUUUUCGGUGAGGACAUAUCUUUCGCUUGUGCUUAUUGAUGAAGACGCUAGACGGUAUUUCAAACAAAGUGAGAUUAUACUAUUUAGAGACCUGUAG
Messenger RNA from Lodderomyces oxycetoniae, 954 nucleotides. It is a transcript of the gene PEP8, whose product is annotated as retromer subunit. Bases 1 to 954 code for a protein of 317 amino acids. NCBI's taxonomy places the organism in Eukaryota, Fungi, Ascomycota, Pichiomycetes, Serinales, Debaryomycetaceae. The transcript is spliced from 2 exons. Gene Ontology annotation, biological process: intracellular protein transport; retrograde transport, endosome to Golgi. Gene Ontology annotation, cellular component: retromer complex; endosome. The record is from RefSeq and is a predicted model, not a curated record.